CUAAUAAGUCGUGACAAAUUUUCAAACAAACAGUUUUAUAUUCGUAAUUAUCAGUACAAAUAAAGAGGAUAUCGCUUUAUCACAGCCGUAGUACUCUCAGUUGAUCAGUCGUUACAAGAUGUAUCUCUUCGUCGCGUUGUUCCUUUGCAUCAGUAUUAGCAGCGGUGGCGCCACCUGCCAUGACAACCACUCCUGCAAGCUGAGGGAGCGUCUCGAGCGCUAUAACAAUCGCCACUUUGAAAAAGUGUUCGACAAAACCGCGCGCUUCACCAUCUCAGCGGACGAGGAGUGCCACCACAACUGCAAUAUCGAAACCGUUAACCAGAUACGUGAUAUAUACCAACCUGAUGGCUACUACUUGAUGUACAACUUACCAGAUUUCAACGAAGCAGAUUUCACCAUUAAGAUCAAACACCGUGUCAUCUACGUCAAUGGACAGCAAGAGAACGGCAUGAGUUUUAGAGAUGUUAGAACAUUACCACAGAUUAUAAAACCGUACGAUGGCUUUUGGCAUUUGGACUCUGGCGAUUUAGUUAUUAAGUUUAACUACAAAGGAGCGCUCGGUAGUGAGGUGGCGGCGGACUGUAAUGAAUAUCUUAAUGAUUCCAUUCAAACUUUACCGAGGUCGACUACAGGGACGUUGAGGUCCGGAGACACGUCCUGGAGGACUUACGUAACUGUGGACUGAAAUUCAAAGGAAAAUCAU
Messenger RNA from Papilio machaon (common yellow swallowtail), 706 nucleotides. RefSeq lists its product as uncharacterized. Lineage: Eukaryota; Metazoa; Arthropoda; Insecta; Lepidoptera; Papilionidae. The record is from RefSeq and is a predicted model, not a curated record. The transcript has a single exon. The coding region runs from base 119 to 688 and encodes 189 amino acids.